Molecule: messenger RNA, 2564 nt
Organism: Cynoglossus semilaevis (tongue sole)
Lineage: Eukaryota; Metazoa; Chordata; Actinopteri; Pleuronectiformes; Cynoglossidae
Gene: hsc70
Product: heat shock cognate 70
Exons: 9
Coding region: 329-2266 (645 amino acids)
Molecular function (GO): ATP binding; ATP-dependent protein folding chaperone
Source: RefSeq, a predicted model, not a curated record
GUUGUUGUGCUUUAGUUUGACUCCUUGUUGCAUUUGCAAAUGGGUGGCAGGAUCAACAAGUUUUCCUUCAAGGAAUCUUGGCAGUGGGGAGAAAUGCGGGCCUACUAGAACUUUCUUGGUGGAGUCACCUGACACCCAGAUGAGCACUCCCAGCGUAGUGCUUUAUAUACACUGUGGAGCAGAGACACUCGCCCUCUUAUUCUGCCUGUCAGUGAAGGGGAAGGGAGUACUGGAGAGGAGCUCGGACGCUCGUGUUGUGAGCAGGGUGAAAAGAAUAAACGCUCUUUAACUCAGUUAUCUUGAGGUUUGAACAUCUGUCCAGCACAAGAUGUCUAAAGGACCAGCAAUUGGUAUUGACCUGGGCACCACAUACUCCUGUGUGGGCAUCUUCCAGCAUGGAAAAGUAGAGAUCAUAGCCAAUGACCAGGGGAACAGGACCACACCCAGCUAUGUGGCCUUUACAGACACUGAGAGACUGAUCGGAGAUGCUGCCAAGAACCAGGUGGCCAUGAACCCAUCCAACACCGUAUUUGAUGCAAAGCGUCUGAUUGGCCGCAAGUAUGACGAUCCAGUGGUGCAGGCAGACAUGAAGUACUGGCCCUUUAAGGUUGUGAAUGAAGCAUCUAAACCCAAGGUGGAGGUCGAGUACAAGGGUGAGAUCAAGACCUUCUUUGCAGAGGAGAUUUCCUCAAUGGUCCUCACAAAGAUGAAGGAGAUCGCUGAAGCUUAUCUCGGAAAGUCUAUCACCAAUGCAGUUAUCACUGUUCCUGCCUAUUUCAAUGACUCCCAGCGCCAGGCAACUAAAGAUGCUGGAACCAUUAGUGGACUUAAUAUUCUCCGCAUCAUCAAUGAGCCCACUGCUGCAGCCAUUGCUUACGGCCUGGACAAAAAAGUUGGCAGUGAACGUAAUGUCCUCAUCUUUGACCUUGGAGGUGGUACUUUUGAUGUGUCAAUCCUGACUAUUGAAGAUGGCAUCUUUGAGGUCAAGUCAACAGCCGGAGACACCCACUUGGGUGGUGAGGACUUUGACAACCGCAUGGUUAACCACUUUAUUGCCGAGUUCAAGCGCAAGUUCAAAAAGGAGAUCAACAACAACAAGCGAGCCGUUCGUCGUCUGCGCACGGCGUGUGAGCGUGCUAAGCGUACCCUCUCCAGCAGCACCCAGGCCAGCAUCGAGAUCGAUUCACUGUUCGAAGGAACAGAUUUCUACACUUCUAUCACCAGGGCCCGUUUUGAAGAGCUAAAUGCAGACCUCUUCCGUGGAACCCUUGAGCCUGUGGAGAAGGCCCUGAGGGAUGCCAAGAUGGACAAAAGCCAGAUACACGACAUCGUCCUCGUCGGUGGCUCCACACGUAUCCCGAAGAUUCAAAAGCUGCUGCAGGACUUCUUCAAUGGCCGUGAUCUCAAUAAGAGCAUCAACCCAGAUGAGGCUGUGGCCUACGGUGCAGCUGUGCAGGCAGCCAUCUUGGCUGGUGAUAAGUCUGAGAAUGUUCAGGACCUGCUCCUGCUGGAUGUGACACCUCUGUCUCUGGGAAUUGAGACUGCUGGAGGGGUGAUGACUGUCCUUAUCAAAAGAAACACCACCAUCCCCACAAAACAAACCCAGACCUUUACCACCUAUUCUGACAACCAACCUGGUGUACUCAUUCAGGUUUAUGAGGGUGAGAGAGCCAUGACAAAGGAUAAUAAUAUUCUGGGCAAGUUUGAGCUGACGGGAAUUCCUCCUGCUCCCAGAGGAGUCCCUCAGAUUGAGGUGACCUUUGACAUUGAUGCCAAUGGCAUUCUGAAUGUGUCGGCGGUGGACAAAAGCACCGGGAAGGAGAACAAAAUCACCAUCACUAAUGACAAAGGACGUCUGAGCAAGGAAGACAUUGAGCGCAUGGUGCAGGAGGCCGAGCAGUUCAAGGCCGAGGACGAAAUCCAGAAAGAGAAGGUCACUGCCAAGAACUCUCUCGAGUCUCUUGCCUUCAACAUGAAGAGCACUGUGGAAGAUGAGAAGCUCCAGGACAAGAUCAGCCCUGAGGACAAAAAGACCAUUGUGGACAAGUGCAACGAAGUCAUUGCCUGGCUGGACAGGAACCAGACGGCUGAAAAGGAUGAGUAUGAACACCAGCAGAAGGAGCUAGAAAAAGUCUGCAAUCCCAUCAUCUCAAAGCUUUACCAGGGAGGAAUGCCAGGUGGAAUGCCUGGAGGGGCACCCGGUGGUUUCCCUGGUGGGGCUGCAGGUGGCGCCUCCUCCGGCCCAACUAUUGAAGAGGUCGACUAAACACCUUUGAGAGAUUUAACUUCAGAAUCCCAAUUCAACAUUUACUUUUCUGAAACCGUUUUAUUCAACAGUACACAUGUUCAAAUACUACCUGGCUCCACUGAACACCUAAGUUCCUGUUAUUAUGACAAUAAUCUCAUACUUACACAUAUCUUCAGGUAUUCAAAAACAACUCAUUAAUCUUUAUUUUCACAAAAACUAAAUGUAUUUUUACAGUGUGUCUCUCAAAAAGUCGUUUCCCCAUCUGUUAUUGUAAGCACAAAAUCAAUAAAGUUUACAUUGGGAUUCCACUCUGAAA